Messenger RNA from Ictalurus furcatus (blue catfish), 4525 nucleotides. Its product is annotated as lysyl oxidase homolog 4-like. The record is from RefSeq and is a predicted model, not a curated record. Gene Ontology annotation, cellular component: membrane. Gene Ontology annotation, molecular function: protein-lysine 6-oxidase activity; copper ion binding. Gene Ontology annotation, biological process: peptidyl-lysine oxidation. Lineage: Eukaryota; Metazoa; Chordata; Actinopteri; Siluriformes; Ictaluridae. The transcript has 15 exons. Bases 371 to 2989 code for a protein of 872 amino acids.
GCAUCAUAAAUGAGUUUUAAAGGUUUGAUACUUUCUAAAGUCAGUAGGGUGCACUAAAGGUACACGAGACAUGCCCAAAAAGUGUUUGUACCCUAAAAGGCACCAUUUAUUAACAUUAAUUUCUGGAAGUGUAUUGUAUAGAAUAAAUACAAAGACCAAGCAAAAGAAAUUGAAAAACAGACCUGGGGUGGAGAAAUAGAUGGAAAGGGAAGGAGGGAACAAGAACAGAGAAGAAGUAGAGAGGGAGGGAACGAGAAAGCCAGAGGGAGAGAAAACCAGAUCCCGAAACCCUCACGCACCCUCUGUUCUUCUCAGUCAGAAUCGCUGUGAAAAAGCUCUGGUGGUUCAUCACAGGAGCCUCUUCUAACAGAUGGAGACGAUGCUGACCUUAGCCCUCGCACUGUGUAUUCUCCUGCCGCUCGCGCACGGAGUGCCACCAGGGUUCAAGGUGCGUCUGGAGGGCGGUUCAGGAGUACACGAGGGCCGAGUCGAGGUGUUUCAUAAUGGAGUGUGGGGCUCGGUGUGUGACGACGAGGUGGAUAUCAACCUGGCUAAUGUGGUCUGCCGAGAACUCGGUUACGGACAAGGUCUAACGUGGGCACACAGUGCCAGAUUCGGACAGGGUCGAGGUCCAAUUUGGUUGGAUAAUGUGGUGUGUAAAGGCACAGAGACUUCUCUCUCUGACUGUCGCUCUAACGGCUGGGGUGUAAAUGAUUGCACCCACGCUGAGGACCUGGGGGUUGUGUGUACCCAACAGGGCCCACGCCAGGGCCAUGUACCCCGUUAUAGUGAAUCUGCACAGCCUGCUACUGCUGUACCUCGCUCACGAGAGAGCGCAUACAACAGGCGAGGCCAUGAGAUUGCCUUGAACAGAAACUCUGCCCGGAGCUCUCCAGCCUCCUCCUCACCACACGGCCAUCAGAUCCAAUUGCGCAGGAACAGCUAUGAUAAUGCAGCCGCACACAGGCAAGAAAACUCGGUGCCACAAGGGCACGAACUGCCCAAUUAUCUACGCAGUGGGGCAUCAUACAGACGCAAUCAGGACAGUCAACCCAGACCUUUCGCCCAGUCCUCCGGCCCCGAGAGAUCUGGAGCUCUACAGUCGGGUCCGGUGCCCAGGUCUGAACAGUCAGACCCCAAUGUAGAGCAUGACAACAGAAUGAACACUGAUUUCACAAACACUGUGGAACAGAGUGUAGGAAGAGUGAGUUUGGAAGUGGUUCGACUCCGCCCAGUUUUGCCUGCUACUCGGGGCGCUGCAAUGGUAACGGAAGGGGUGCUUGAAGUGAAGCAUGCUGGGAGAUGGAGACACGUUUGUAACCUUGGCUGGGAUCUGAGCAGCAGUAGAGUGGUGUGUGGGAUGCUGGGAUAUCCAAAAGCAGAGCAGCACAAUGAGCGCUUGUACAAGAAACAGUGGGAAUCCAAGAUGGCGGAUCCAGCCAUGCGGUCUACAGUCAGUAAGAAGGGCUACUGGGUGGAGAAGGUGAAGUGCUCAGGAGCCGAGAACUCCUUGGCACGAUGCCAGACUCAGCUGUCUUUCGCACGUAGUGAAGUGCCGUGUAAUGGUGGGAUGCAUGCUGUGGUGCGCUGUGUACCUGGUCCGCAAUUCUCCCGUCUGUCCAUCUCUGGACAGCCUCAAGCUCCGCCCUCCUCCCAGACUGUGCGUCUGAAAGCAGGCCCCAGGCUUGGAGAGGGACGUGUGGAGGUGCUGAAAGAGGGAAAAUGGGGGACGGUGUGUGAUCACCUGUGGGACCUGACAGCUGCCAGCGUAGUGUGUAGGGAGCUGGGCUUCGGCACUGCCAAAGAGGCCCUGAGUGGUGCACACUUGGGCCAAGGUACGGGUCCUAUCCAUAUGAACUCGGUACAGUGUACAGGCCAUGAGGGUUCCUUAAGGCAGUGUAAAUAUCGGGAGGUUCCACUGUAUACCUGCAAACACAGCCAGGAUGUUUCUGUUCGCUGCAACAUUCCCAAAACUGACCUCUCAGCUACGGUGCGUUUGGCAGGGGGGAGAGAUGCCAUGGAAGGAAGGGUGGAGGUAUUGAUAGAUGGGCGCUGGGGGACAGUGUGCAGUGAGAACUGGGGCAUUAACGAGGCCAUGGUGGUAUGCAGACAACUUGGCAUGGGCUUUGCGUCCUCAGCUCACCAGGAGACUGCAUACUGGUUUGGAAACCCAGAUGCAGAGGAAGUUGUUCUCAGUGGGACGCACUGUAUUGGGACAGAGAUGUCCAUCCAGCAGUGUAGGAGGAACGGAUAUGUGUACUGUCCUCGCGGAGGCGGAGUCAAAGCAGCCGGGGUUACCUGUGCUGAAACGGCGCCGGACUUGGUAGUGGACGCUCAGCUGGUCCAGGAGUCAGCAUACCUGGAAGACCGUCCUCUUCACCUGCUCACCUGUGCCCAUGAGGAGCGCUGCCUCUCAUCCUCGGCCGCCCACAUGAACUGGCCCUACGGCCACCGGCGCCUGCUGCGCUUCUCCUCACGGAUCCUGAACCUGGGACGUGCAGACUUCCGGCCGCGGGCUGGACGUGAUGCCUGGGUCUGGCACCAGUGCCACAGACACUACCACAGCAUCGAGGUGUUCACACACUACGACCUCCUGACCAUGAACGGCACAAAGAUCGCAGAGGGACACAAAGCCAGCUUCUGUCUGGAGGACACAUUCUGCCCUGAUGGCCUGCACAAGCGAUAUUCCUGCUAUAACAUGGGAGAUCAAGGCAUUUCAGUGGGAUGCUGGGAUACGUAUCGCCAUGAUAUUGACUGCCAGUGGAUUGACGUGACUGAUGUCAGGCCUGGAGACUACAUCUUCCAGGUGGAAGUAAACCCCUCACUGGACAUGGCCGAGUCUGACUUCCAGAACAACGUGAUGCGGUGCAGGUGCAGGUACGACGGUGGGAGAGUCUACCUGUAUGGAUGUCAUGCAGGUGAUGCCUACAGCGCCGAGGUUGAGGACCUGUUCGAACACCAGCGUCAGAUUUCUAACAACUUCCUCUAAUGAAUGACAGAGGAACCAGGAAAGCAAAAACUCUCCUUCGUCAUCCUCUCACCCUGCCUCUGGACGGAGGGGAAGGAGAAGGAGAAGCUGGCUAACGCGAACAGAUUACAGGCUGUGGGGUUUUUAGAGAUUUAUUUAAGUUUGAUCGUCGGUCCGGUGAAUAUGUUGAAGUAGGACCAGGUCCAGAAUUCUGGGUAAUUUUAAUCCGGGUCAUUUUCCCUCUGAAUAACUGAUCUGUUUAUAAUCUGGCUGGAGUAUGGUGAGGUAAUGAUGUAUAAAUGAACCAAUUAGAUCUCUUAAGAGGAGUGAUUCUGGCAUAACUGAGUAAAGCAGGAUGUUAGAAUAUUAGAUUAAAAUAUUAUACAAGUAGAAUAGAGUAUAUAUGAUGGCGGUGUAGGAAAUAUGUACAUGAGGCAUCUUUUGCCAUGACAUUGCCUGAUUAUCCACGAGCAAAAAGAAAGAUUAUGCAAGUAGAACUGGAACGUUCAGAUGUCCACUCUUGCCAUCAUGUUAUUGUUGCUGUGGCAACGAGUGAAUUUUUUUUUUAGCUUCUAAAAAUAUCAGUUCCUUUCUUUAGAUUUAAAGUGUUAUUUGACCAUUGGUCCCCACCCUGAGAAAACAACUAAAACAAAUACUAACAGCAGUAAUGCUAAUAAAUCCAGUUUCUGCAUUUUGUUGCAGUUCAAGCAUUUUGCUUUUGAACACUGAUUUUAGACAUAAAACACGAUCACUAAAGUGCUUUGGUAUUCUUUUCAUAUGCAUCGCUUGCGUCCUCUAGAUAUUCCAUGGCCUGACCCUUCAAAGCUGUACGUUUCUCAUACCGAUACUUUAUAUUACUUUAUAAUGUUCAUACUGAACACUGAUAAUCCCAGUACAGUGUCAGUGGUAGAAAAAGUGAAAAGAUCUUUCAGACUUCAUGCAUAAUGAAAACAACCCAUAAUUAGUACAGGUUAGUCUAGCAGUAGACAUCUCAUAGCACUUGGUUCCUUCAUUCCCAACUAAAUAGUACUUUGCUUAGGCCUUAGCUGUUAUUUAAACAUCGAACUCUUGAUCCCUGUAUUAAUAAUGCAUCUGAGCACAGAGCUGAUAGCUUUACAUUAAAAGAUUUCUUCAUGUAUUUAUGAUAGUUCACAGCCACUCAAUAAUCUUUAAGCCCAGGUACAACCCCUGUGUGACUCCUCAUAGUCGAUGUGUUCAUAACGCAUGGUGCUUGAUUAGGGAACAUGUGGAGACGCGCAGAAUUAAACCAUAUCCUCAUAGAUCUUCGGCUGUGUCGGUGCUAUGUUUGAUCCUUUGAUAAGUAUGUAUGUGCUUCAUCAUAGAUGUAUUGUCAUGUACAGAUUUAUUUGAAUCAUGAUUUAUAUAUAUUAUGGUCUGUAAUGUAUGACCUUUUGAUACUUUUUUGUUAUUGAAAUUUUAUCUCAGUGAAAAACAGCAGGUCAGUGAAUUUUAUUUUAGAUGGUUCUUUCACUAAUACUUGAAAAUAAACAUGUUAUGUCUAUUGUAUAAUAUUUGCAAGAAUAAUUAUGCAACUAA